GCUGGACGCCAAAAUUCCGAUUUCACUUCAGGAGGGUGUUUACGUAAUUCUACAGGAAACACACCUAGAAACUGCGUGAACUCGUAAAAAAAAUAGUCAAUGGCUUCUUACUAUCUCUCUACAAUCUCAAUAUUACCCUUCCCAAACUCCAUUUUCUCCUUCAUCUCCACCUCUCCUCUCUCCCCUCGCCAAAUCCACCAAAAGAUCACUUCCGUCGUCUCUUUCUCCCACCGCAGAGCUCGCCGCAGCUCUCUCAAACAGAGCAACGGCAUGUCUGGCCCCGCGCCACUUCCUGCUUCCUCCCACCGCCGCGACGGAGACGAUGAGCCGUUUCUUGAUUCCAGAAUUGUAGUAGGUGCUGGAAAGGGAGAUCUGUUAACAUCAAAUAUGGAACAGGAGACGAGAACUUCUAGUUCUGGGCAGAAAAAUAGGUAUAUUGGUAGCGAAUUGAAGAUUUUUGGUGUUGAAUUGUCACCUGAUAAUGUUGCUGUUGCUAUGGUGUAUUUUGUUCAAGGCGUUUUAGGCCUCUCGAGACUCGCUGUCAGCUUUUACUUGAAAGAUGAUUUGCAUCUCGAUCCAGCAGAAACAGCUGUUAUAUCCGGCUUUUCUGCAUUGCCAUGGCUAAUUAAGCCUCUUUAUGGGUUUAUCAGUGACUCUGUCCCGCUCUUUGGUUACCGGAGAAGGUCAUACUUGAUUCUAUCAGGUCUUCUUGGUGCACUCUCAUGGAGCUUGAUGGCUGCAUUUGUUGACAGCAAAUAUGGUGCUGCUUUCUGCAUACUUCUUGGAUCUCUCUCUGUUGCAUUCUCGGAUGUGGUUGUAGAUUCCAUGGUUGUUGAGAGGGCUCGUGGUGAGUCACAGAGUAUGUCAGGGUCUCUUCAGUCUUUAUGCUGGGGAUCUUCAGCUUUUGGUGGAAUUGUGAGCUCAUAUUUUAGUGGCUCCCUGGUUGAUGCUUAUGGUGUAAGGUUUGUUUUCGGCAUCACGGCAUUGCUACCACUGAUAACAUCUGCAGUUGCUGUUCUUGUAAAAGAACAGUGUGUUCUUGGAUCGGCAAGGGCACAGAAUAUUCUUUUUGCCAGCCCUAGCUUUCUUGAAAGCUCAAGAGAGCAUAUCAUUGAGUUGUGGAAAGCUUUCAGGCAGCCAAAUGUGUUUCUGCCCACGGUCUUUAUUUUCCUGUGGCAGGCAACACCACAAUCAGACUCUGCCAUGUUUUACUUCACAACGAAUAAUUUGGGAUUCACUCCAGAAUUUCUAGGACGUGUCAAGCUUGUUACUUCGGUUGCAUCAUUGCUUGGAGUUGGAUUGUAUAAUGGAUUUCUUAAAAAUAUUCCAUUGCGGAAGAUUUUUCUGGUAACGACAACUUUCGGUACUGCUCUCGGAAUGACUCAGGUCUUUCUUGUUACUGGAUUGAACCGGAAAUUUGGCAUAAGUGAUGAGUGGUUUGCAAUUGGGGAUUCAUUGAUUCUAACAGUUCUAGGACAGGCGUCUUUCAUGCCUGUUCUUGUACUGGCAGCAAGGUUAUGUCCAGAGGGAAUGGAAGCAACGCUUUUUGCCACUCUAAUGUCCAUAUCAAAUGGAGGCAGUGUUGUUGGAGGCCUAAUUGGCGCUGGUUUGACACAGCUCUUUGGUGUAACCAAGGAUAGAUUUGAUAACUUAGCCUUCUUGAUAGUCCUUUGCAAUCUCAGCUCAUUGCUGCCAUUGCCACUACUUGGCCUACUUCCACAGGAUAAUUCUGAUACCAUUUCACACGAGAAUGAGGAUAUUGAGAUGAAGUCUAAUUGAAUUCUUGUUUUCUACCCCUUGUCUAGCAAUGUUUGUGUCACUUCCUGCUGUACCAAAAGUUCAGGGCAUCUGUUUUUAGCCAUAGAUCACAAAUUUAGAGUACACUGAAAGCGAGAGUUCUGUAAAUAAAUGUCACGGUGAUAGAUAUAAAAGAUUUACGCAUCUUAUUGAAACGACCUCUAAAUUGGAUUCUUUCUGUAAUUUCUGCCAUUAUAGAAACCUCCUAAUUAAUGAUCAUAUCUAGUUGGUAAAUGUCAUUAGACAGGAUGGUUAUGGUUGCUUUAGAAAUUGGGACCCAGAUGAGAAGACAGCACCAUAUUAGUCUUACAUGACUAAUAUAUAGUUUGAAAUAUCUCUUUACUUGCCUUAUUAAAUUUAUCAUUUUCUUAUAUCUUUGCUAUGUAUUUAAACUUUGAUGUACAUUGUUUCAUGUAUAUAACUUACAUCAAUCUCAUAAUACAAGUUGAUGACUAUAUUGUAGGUCAGCUAAUGGAUUGCAUCUCUAAGGAAAGACUGGAAACUAAUUGGUGGAGGAGAAUGGCCAGGCAAGUUCAUUCACUUGACAAAUUGACACAAACUCUCAUUUCUCACGUGGUGGGUCCUCCUUGUUAUAUCCAGUGUGUUGUCAUGUAUUCAUCUGAGGGAGGGUGGUUGGGUGCGGGCCCGCCACCCGUCCGCCAUUAAAACUUUGGCACCACCAAGCAGCCUCAGCUGAGAGCCCCACCACACAAAGCUGUGGUAAGUAUCUAAGCUAUGGUUAGGCUUUUAAUAUGGAUAUGGAUGGAUGGGCAAUGGGCAUAUAUCGAAACUUCUUGUGUGAACAGGAAUGCAAGGUAUGCCAUAUUUUGUUUCUGAAACAAACCAUUAAUACCGAAGAUUUAUUGCUCCGAAUAAAAGGAAUUUAGGGCA
Messenger RNA from Rubroshorea leprosula, 2688 nucleotides. The record is from the annotation of a GenBank genome assembly. NCBI's taxonomy places the organism in Eukaryota, Viridiplantae, Streptophyta, Magnoliopsida, Malvales, Dipterocarpaceae.